This is a messenger RNA of Octopus bimaculoides (California two-spot octopus), 1432 nucleotides long. Its product is annotated as zinc-regulated GTPase metalloprotein activator 1. NCBI's taxonomy places the organism in Eukaryota, Metazoa, Mollusca, Cephalopoda, Octopoda, Octopodidae. The record is from RefSeq and is a predicted model, not a curated record. Gene Ontology annotation, cellular component: cytoplasm.
UAAAUUCAGUCGUUAUUAUUUUAUGUCGUAUUCGUUAAGUUUACCGUAUUUACUCGUAUUUAAGUUGCGCCCUAAAUUUAGUGUUAAAUCUUGAUACAAAAUUGUUUCGUUUCAUAGUUUAGUUUUGCCCUAUCCCAAUUUUUUCAGUUAAAAACCAAAUAUAAAAUAGUGCGACUUAUACAAGAUUUAGUUAUACGGUAAUUUAGUUUAAGUUGGGGAACGAGAAAUUCCAAUAAUGUGACACAACUAUUUGGAAAGUCUUCCAAUCCUCUUUAUGGAAGUUUGAUCAGCCCCCAUCAUGUCUGAUGAUGAUGAAGCUCCCCCUGAUCUGGUCCCUGCAGAUAUUGUUAAGGUCCCUAUAACAAUCAUCACAGGAUUUUUAGGUGCCGGUAAAACAACUUUAUUGAAUUAUAUCUUGUCGGAAAACCAUGGGAAACGAAUUGCUGUUAUUUUGAAUGAAUUUGGAGAAGGAAGUUCCAUUGAAAAGUCUUUAGCAGUUGGUCAGAAGGGGGAAUUAUUUGAAGAAUGGCUAGAAUUACGAAAUGGAUGUUUGUGUUGCUCUGUCAAGGACAACGGAGUGAAGGCCAUAGAAAAUCUCAUGUUAAAGAAAGGAAAAUUUGACUAUAUCUUAUUAGAGACGACGGGUUUAGCUGAUCCAGGACCAAUUGCAUCAAUAUUUUGGGUGGAUGAAGAAUUAUGCAGUGAUAUAUACUUGGAUGGUAUAAUCACUAUGAUUGAUGCCAAACAUUGCUUACAGCAUCUAAACGAAGUGAAAAAAGAUAACCUGGUUAACGAAUGUGCAAGACAGAUUGCAUUGGCUGAUCUUGUGGUUAUCAAUAAAGUGGAUCUGGUCUCAAAAACAGAACUCUCACAGGUGAAGGAGAGAAUAUCGUAAAAACAAAAACUCUUUGUGCCCCACAAUCCACAUCUUGAUCAGUCAAUAACAACUGUGACCUUUGACAUCAUGGAGUCUGUGACCCAAUCGUCUGUGGAGCAAUUCCUUCAAAACCUUCUUUGGGAGAAAACCAUUUGUGAUGCUGGCGGGAAUCCGAUGGAGGUCUUCAGGAUGAAAGCUCUUCUGUUUCUGGCUGACAACCCGAGGAGGGUUAUUCUCCAAUCUGUUCAUGAAUUAUUUGACUUUCAACAAACGACCGAAUGGGCCGACACCGACAACAAGUGCUGCAGGUUUGUCUUUAUUGGUCGACAUUUGGACAAAGAUAUUCUCCAGAAGAAUCUUCUGACAUUUGUAGCCAAAGACGAACAUUAAAACUGAAUUUCUUGUGAAUUUUACACACACACACACACACACGCACGCACGCACGCACCCGCACACACACGCACACACGCACGCACCCGCACACACACACACACACACACACACACACACACACACACGUAAAAAUGAAGAAAAAAUAAAAAAAAUUUCUAUUAA